GGAAUGAUACCAUUGGACUGGCCUUAUAAAUUCCUCCGCUGAAAGAAAUCUAAAUUGAAACCAUCCUUUCGACUCAGUCAUGCAGUCAGCUUGUCAGCUUCAUUCACCCUUGUUCUUUUGUGACAGUAACAGUAGUCGAAAUAUACAACUGCACAGAUGGAUGCAAACAAAAAUACCAAAUUCGAUUCAGCUCGUCAAGAAACUUAAAAUCACAAAGGGUAUCCCGUGUUAUAAAUUCAUCUUGCCCAGGGAAGAGACUAAAUUGGCUGCUGUUCCCAAUACAGACGAUGGCCACCUUUCCGUUUCUACUUUGGGAGAAGAAGCAAAUAACAAUAAUGCAUUCUUCGUCGAAGUAGACACUUGGUUUAGCAAAUGGUCGCCUCCUAGGUAUCUGUGGAGGGGGUUAUCAGUUCUUAUUCUAGCAGGACAGGUAAUUAUCCGGACAAUGAAGGGGAAACUCCACUGGAGGAAUACUCUGCAACAGUUGGAGAGAGUUGGUCCGAAAUCAGUUGGAGUUUGCCUCUUGACUUCUGCUUUUGUAGGCAUGGCUUUCACCAUUCAGUUUGUCAGAGAAUUUACCAGGUUGGGAUUGAAUAGGGCAGUUGGCGGGGUAUUGGCCUUAGCUUUCUCCAGGGAGCUCAGUCCUGUUGUAACAUCUAUUGUCGUCGCUGGACGCGUUGGAAGCGCAUUUGCUGCGGAGUUGGGGACUAUGCAGGUAUCUGAGCAAACUGACACCUUGAGAGUUCUUGGCACAAAUCCUGUGGAUUAUUUAGUCACUCCAAGGGUGAUUGCUUCUUGUGUUGCAUUACCAUUUCUGACAUUAAUGUGUUUCACGGUGGGGAUGGCAUCAAGUGCCCUCCUGGCUGAUAGCGUUUAUGGUGUUAGCAUUAAUAUUAUCUUGGACUCGGCGCAAAGAGCUCUUAGACCGUGGGAUAUCAUAAGUGCAAUGAUCAAGUCCCAGGUUUUUGGAGCAAUUAUAUCUAUCGUUAGCUGUGCUUGGGGAGUCACUACCAUGGGAGGGGCCAAGGGCGUGGGCGAGUCAACGACUUCUGCUGUGGUCAUCUCACUUGUCGGUAUAUUCAUUGCAGAUUUUGCACUCUCUUACUGUUUCUUUCAGGGAGCAGGGGAUUCAUUGAAGAAGUUGUGAGGUGGCAUACGUUGUACUUGGACAAGUACUAUGGUCAUAACCUUUAUAGUUCCUUGUCAUUUUCAUUUAAUUUGUAUAUUCCCGUCUACUUUUAGGAAUUUUGGAGUGUGAUUGUUGCUGUAUCCUGUUUAUCAAAAAUACAUUAUGCCUUUAAUCAUCUCAUAGAUUUCUAAGCUUUAAGGUAAGGGGGUGGAGGGUAAAAUACAAGAUUCGAUUUCUUUUUUCAA
Messenger RNA from Rhodamnia argentea, 1374 nucleotides. RefSeq names its product protein TRIGALACTOSYLDIACYLGLYCEROL 1, chloroplastic. Bases 80 to 1147 code for a protein of 355 amino acids. The record is from RefSeq and is a predicted model, not a curated record. NCBI's taxonomy places the organism in Eukaryota, Viridiplantae, Streptophyta, Magnoliopsida, Myrtales, Myrtaceae. Gene Ontology annotation, cellular component: ATP-binding cassette (ABC) transporter complex. The transcript has 2 exons. Gene Ontology annotation, biological process: phospholipid transport.